AUGGAGCAAGAGGGACCCUGCAUGGUACCUCUAGUCAAGGUGCUGAAUAAGGAAGGACAAGCCCACCUGUCGGCCAUGCAGCUUGUGAAGGUCCUAAAGAAGGGGGAGCCGAAUUUCGUAGCCACCAUUGCGAGCUUGGAUGAAGGCAAUGGUGCUAAGGAGACAUUGCCACCUUGCAUAGAGAAGGUGCUUGAAGAAAACAGAGACGUGAUGCCCGAAGAGUUGCCAAGACACCUACCUCUGAGGUGCGAGGUAGACCACAAGAUCGAGCUGGAGCCAGGAGCGAGGCCGCCCGGAUACCCUCCAUACCACAUGGCUCCACCCGAGUUAGAGGAGCUGAGGAAGCAGUUGGAGGAGCUCCUCGAGGCUGGACAUAUCCAUCCAUCUAAGGCACCUUAUGGCGCGCCGGUCCAGGGAGAGCUACGAAUGGACGAGGUAAAAGUUCGGGCCAUUAAAGAGUGGGAGGCGCCCACAAAGGUAACUGAACUUAGAUUUUUUCUUGGACUUGCUAACUAUUACCGCAGGUUCAUAAGCGCUUACUCCGCCAGAGCCGCCUCACUUACUGAGUUAUUGAAGAAGAAUAAGUUGUGGGUUUGGAGCGAGGAGUGCAAGGAGUCCUUUGAAGACCUCAAGGCUGCCGUAACAGAGGAGCCGGUCCUAGCAUUGCUUGACUUCUCCAAGACAUUCGAAAUGCAUACAGAUGCCUCCGACUAUGCCAUUGGGGGAGUAUUGAUGCAAGAGAGACACCCUAUCGCCUUCGAAAGCCGUAAGCUGAACGAGACAGAAUGGCACUACUUCCAGUCACAAAAGAAACUCCACCCGAAGCAAGCUAGAUGGCAAGACUUCUUGGCCGAAUUUGACUACAAGCUGGAGUACAAGCUGGGCAAAGGCAAUAUUGUGGCUGAUGCCCUUAGCAGGAAGUUCGAAUUGGCGGCCAUCACCACAGCACAUUGUGACAUCCUGGAUGCAAUCAAGGAUGGUCUGCAGUAUAAUCUAGAGGCAAAGAGGCUUAUGGAGUUAGCCGCUCAAGGCAAGACAAGGCGCUUCUGGGUUGAAGAUGGACUCCUGCUCACCGCCGGGUGA
Solanum dulcamara is the source of this 1083-nucleotide messenger RNA. RefSeq lists its product as uncharacterized. The record is from RefSeq and is a predicted model, not a curated record. The transcript has 3 exons. Bases 1 to 1083 code for a protein of 360 amino acids. NCBI's taxonomy places the organism in Eukaryota, Viridiplantae, Streptophyta, Magnoliopsida, Solanales, Solanaceae.